Molecule: messenger RNA, 1350 nt
Organism: Elgaria multicarinata webbii
Lineage: Eukaryota; Metazoa; Chordata; Lepidosauria; Squamata; Anguidae
Product: lamin-L(III)-like
Exons: 1
Coding region: 1-1350 (449 amino acids)
Biological process (GO): nuclear envelope organization; protein localization to nuclear envelope; heterochromatin formation
Cellular component (GO): nuclear envelope; nuclear lamina
Molecular function (GO): structural constituent of cytoskeleton
Source: RefSeq, a predicted model, not a curated record
AUGGCUGCCAGCAUGUUCUCCACGCUUUUCGCGGCGGACAGCGGUGUGGCCUCGGACGCGUUCUGCUCGCUCUCGCCGGUGUUCAGAUGCCUGCAGGAGAAGGAGCUGCGCAAGCUCAAUGACCGCCUGGCCACCUACAUCCAGCGUGUGUGGGCCCUGGAGGCCGCCAAGGCGGCGCUGCACCGCUGCCUGGUCCGCUUCGACGCGCUGCGCGAAGAGCACAGGCAGCUGCUCGCCAGGAACUCUAAAAACGAAAACGAUUUAAGUCUGGCCGUUGCUCAUGUAAGGGAUCUUGUUGCUCAACAAAACUCCAAAGAGGCCGAAUUGAGGACAUCACUGAGCAGCCAACGAAGCUUAGAGAACGAUCUUCAACAAUCAAAAGACCAAAACGUCUCUCUCAAAGGCACAGCAAAUGAGUCCAAAAACCAACUUCACAAUGAGAAAUUGAGGACAGCGGAUCUGGAAAACCAAAUGAAAACUCUGCAAGAUCGAGUGACAUUUCUGAAGAACCUCCAUGAAGACGAGCUUAAGAGUAAGAAACGAUUCUAUGAGAGCAGGAUUCAAGAAAUAGAGUCUGGCUGUCAGCAGGAAUUUGAGAGGAAAUUGUUGAAUGCACUCCAAGAUCUCAGAAAGGAGCACAAACAACGGAUCCAGGAGUACAAAGAUCAGAUGGAGCGAAACUUCCAGGCCAGAAUCAAAAACGUCCAGCUUUCUGCUGCAAAGAACAGUGAUUUUGCUAAUUCUACUCUGGAGGAGCUCACAGAAACAAAACUGAGGGUUGACACUCUGAUGUCACAGAAUGGUGCGUUGGAAGCCAGGAUACAAGCGUUGGAGGCCAGAAUCGGGGAGCUGCAGGAGACGAUUGACUUCGAACGGGACUCAUCAAAGAGGCGCAUAGCUGAAAAGGAUCAGGAGAUGGUAAAAAUGCAACAGCAGAUGCAGGCUCAGCUGGAAGAGUAUGAGCAUCUAUUGGAUGUGAAGUUGGCUCUGGAUUUUGAGAUCAACGCCUAUCGGGCAAUGCUGGGAGGAGAGGAAGAGCGUUUAAAACUGUCCAGAACCUCCCCGGAAAGUGGCAAAACCCGGGCUGCAAUCACUCAAGGCCAACGCCUCUUCCUGCAAGGAAAGAAAAGGAAACGGGCUUUCACCAGAAAGCAAGCUCACAGCAUUUGUUUCAAAGUGGUCCAGCGCGCUUCAUCUUCAGGAAAUGUCUCCGUAGAAGAUAUUGACCCAGACGGGAAAUUCAUCAAAAUUCAGAACUAUUCUGAUAAGGAUCAGUCGCUAAGUGGUUGGACUGUAGUGCCAAACUGCGGGUGGACAACUUGCAGCAGGGGAAGAGGACACAGGUUGUAG